Ogataea angusta is the source of this 246-nucleotide messenger RNA. RefSeq lists its product as uncharacterized. Gene Ontology annotation, cellular component: Lsm1-7-Pat1 complex; U4/U6 x U5 tri-snRNP complex; U6 snRNP. Gene Ontology annotation, molecular function: RNA binding. NCBI's taxonomy places the organism in Eukaryota, Fungi, Ascomycota, Pichiomycetes, Pichiales, Pichiaceae. The transcript is spliced from 2 exons. Gene Ontology annotation, biological process: mRNA splicing, via spliceosome; P-body assembly. Bases 1 to 246 code for a protein of 81 amino acids. The record is from RefSeq and is a predicted model, not a curated record.
AUGAGCGAGUCCAAUUCGACGUCUUCGGAGCCUCUGGACCUUAUCAGGCUAUUAUACUGUGUCGAUACCUAUGCUAACAUCCAGGCUUACGACAUGCACUGCAACAUGGUGUUGAGCGACGCUACAGAGACCAUUUUCUACACCGAGCAAGACUCACCAGAGAUCAAGUCGAGAACCAAGAAAAGUGAUAUGGUGUUCAUUAGAGGCGAUUCGGUGAUACUUGUUUCCGACGCUGCCAACGUGUAA